GUCUUUCUUAAAAAGCUGCGCAAUUUUCCUAAAAAGGCAUUUUUUCAAUUUCGGACUGCAUUUCAUGUUAAUACGCCUGAUUGAGUAAUCAUUGAAAAGUGUAGUGCUCAAAUAGUUGCUUACAUAAAAAAAAAAAAUCAUAAAAUAUAUACAUAAUAUAGUUUGCAUUAUUUAAGAGAAAUGUUUUCACUUAUUCGUAAUAUCACACCUCGGCGCAUUCAAUUUGCGACUAUAGCUCUUCGUCUCGCCAAUGUUCACCAUAUACCUGUCGUAAAACCAUCAGCAUCAAUUGCUGGCGCAUCUGCAUUCAUAAAUCAAAGAAAUUUCACGGAUAAACCACAAAACCAGGCAGCCGAAAACAUUUUAAAAGAUACAAAAAUGGAAAAUAAAGCAGAAAAAGUAAAUGUGAAUAAGGAGGAGCUGAAGAAGCGUCUGACACCACUACAGUAUCAAGUGACACAGGAGGCUGCUACAGAGCGACCAUUUACAGGUUGCUAUAAUAAGCACUAUGAAAAAGGCAUAUACCGUUGCAUUGUCUGCCAGCAGGAUCUCUUCAGUUCCGACACCAAAUACGAUUCAGGUUGUGGCUGGCCCGCAUUCAAUGAUGUGCUUGAUAAGGGCAAAAUAACACUACAUCGCGAUGCGAGUAUACCAGUAGUAAUUUCGAAAAUGUUAGGCAUGGUGCGAACAGAGGUGCGCUGCUCCAAAUGCACUGCGCACAUGGGACAUGUUUUCGAUGAUGGCCCGCCACCGAAGCAUCUGCGCUACUGCAUCAAUUCGGCGUCCAUAGAUUUUGUACCGAUAAAGAACAACAACAGCAACAAUGCGUCGGGUUCCUCCGCCACAUCAGCUUCCUUCUCAAAAGGAAAUGCGAAAAAAUAAUUAUCAACAAUUUACUCGCAACAAAUUCAAAUUUAAAGUUUCUUCUUUAUACUAAAUAUUUGAUAUUACACAUACAUACAUACAUACAUACAUAUGUACGUACGUACGAGUAGUAUAUAAAUGAUUUGUAAUUUACAAUAUAUACUUACCUAUAUAUACAUACAUAGUAUGUACAUACAUUUAUUAGUAAAAAGUGCAGUGCGAUUGUAUUUUUGAUAACGGCGAAGUAAGUUAGUAUGAUGGAUUAGCUAAUCAAUGUGAAAUAAAAGUUUGUAUACAUAAUUUGUUUUUAUUAAAUAACAAUUCAAUUAAAAUUUAUGUAAGACAAGAAAGGAAUUUGUAUUUUAUAUACAUAUUUUUUUAUUCACUUUCGAACGGUUAAAUCACUUGCGUUACGAAAAUGGACGAUGUCGCGCUUUGCUGCAGCUGUAUUCAAUGUGUAAGAAUAAAAGUAUAUACAUUAGACUGUCCCAAAAAACCAGAGUUGUUUUUGUUUUAUGGCAUACCCCCUCUGGGUCGUUCCGGUUACGUAGACUUCAUUUGAUUGGUUUUGUCGUAAAAACUGUAAGAAUAAAAUUUUAUGCAAUUCGGACCACGGCAACCCUGCCGACUUGCAGUCAAAGUUAUCAGAAUAAUCUUUGUGCAGUUCGCGAGUUUUGUCAAAAUUCUUAUUUUACUUCUGUAUAAGGCGAUUUUACUAUACUCCCUACAGUAUUCGGUAAAUCUGCGUUUUUUAGAUUUUUACCAGGUAGUCUCAGGAUUUUUUCCAAAGGACCGUAAGUAAUAAUAUAUUUCCAAAA
Molecule: messenger RNA, 1682 nt
Organism: Rhagoletis pomonella (apple maggot)
Lineage: Eukaryota; Metazoa; Arthropoda; Insecta; Diptera; Tephritidae
Gene: SelR
Product: methionine-R-sulfoxide reductase B1
Exons: 4
Coding region: 181-882 (233 amino acids)
Biological process (GO): protein repair; response to oxidative stress
Cellular component (GO): cytoplasm
Molecular function (GO): peptide-methionine (R)-S-oxide reductase activity
Source: RefSeq, a predicted model, not a curated record